Molecule: messenger RNA, 1815 nt
Organism: Drosophila novamexicana
Lineage: Eukaryota; Metazoa; Arthropoda; Insecta; Diptera; Drosophilidae
Product: extensin
Exons: 3
Coding region: 1-1815 (604 amino acids)
Source: RefSeq, a predicted model, not a curated record
AUGCCAGGAGCCGGCGCCAAGUGUGCGCUGCUUUUGGUCAUUGGCCUGCUGCUGGGCUCCAUCCUGUUGCCCGCGCAGAUAGAGGCCUACUCCCAGGUGCUGGUCAGUGGCACAGAUCAGGGACCGCGCAUAUUCAAGGCGCUGAACACGGAUUUGAUAUUUCCCAAAACCUUUAAUUCGAGCGAAAAUGUGGUGUCCACGACGACGACAACUGCAUUACCGCUGCCAAUACCAUAUAAUCACCAGCCGGAGCCGGCUGCUGCCUCGGAGACGCCGUCCGCCGUCUUUGUUACGCCCUUGAGCGUAACGAACCCGGAGCAUUCGGAGCUGCAGGCAGCGUCCAGCGAGGCGCCGCCGCUGGCCCUGGUGGAGGCGGCCUCCACUGGCCGUGCUGUGGACUAUCGCACCACGUAUCCAUUUGGUCAGCUCAUCACGCCGCUGAUCAAGUCCGGGCGGCCGCAACAAUUCAGUUCCAAGCCACGUCCCUCACAGAAUCGCAUCUACCCAAAGGGCAGUCGCUACCAGGCGCCAAAUGGUGGCUACAAGCGUCAAAUUGCCGAUCGUUUUGCGCCUGGCCAGGCUGUUGCCUCGAAUAUAUUCAAGGAGCAGCAUCAGCACGAUCCGCACGACCACAGUCAUGGCGGCAAAUUGGCACUUGGCUCGAAUGUGGUGCCCUCGUAUUUGUCCACCAAGGAUACGUACUCCUUUCCGCCGCUCAACACGAAAUACCCAUCGCCGGCGCAGGAUCCCAAGGCGGCACAGCCCUCGGAUACGAUAUCUAGCUAUUUGCCGCCAGCUUCGGGCAACGAUUUAAGCAAUGCGGGCUACGUAUAUCCUGGUCCAGUGAUGGGCUCCUCGGGCUAUUCAUAUCCUAAUCCCGGCAAUGGUGAUAAGAAUACCGCCGCUAGCACAACCAGUUCGGUGCCCGCGGCCCAGCCAGACGACGAUCCGGGCAACGAUGACACGAUUGGCGUGCUGCCUGCCAGUGCGCAGGAUAACGCACCGCCCGCCAAUAAUCAAGCUGGCAAGGAUGCUGGUGGUGCAGGUGCAGAUGGAGAUGCUCCAGAUGCCAGCGGCGACACUGACAAUGGUGGUAAUGCGGGCGGCGACGAUUCGCCUCUGCCAGCCCUGCAAACAGAUGGUGCCCAGCCAAGUGAUGACAACAAGUACGAUCCUAGUAUGGAAUAUGCAACUCCGCCGCCUGGCUGGCUGGAUGCGCAUCCGGAAUCAGCAGCACCAAAGCCAGCAGAUCACGAUCAUGACCACAGUCAUGAUCACGAUCACAUUCAUGAUCAUGAUCAUGGUCACGACUAUCCCGAGCAUCCGCAUCCACCGCCGCACUUCCAUGAUCAUCAUCACGAUCAUUAUCCCGAUCAUUAUCCGGACGUUUUUCCAUCCUAUCCGGAUGUCUCUUAUCCGGAACUGAUAUACGAUGAUCACCAUCCACAUCAUCAUCAUCACCACGUGGAGCCACCACCACCGCCUCCACCGCCGCCGCCACCACCACCGCCACCAACUGAACCUCCACCGCCGCCCCCACCCCCGCCAGAACCACGUGUCAAAAAGUACAGUUACUUCUACAUUGGUCGCAAGCUCUGGUACAUACCUUUGUACUUCACCGUCUGGUUCAGCUUCUAUAUUCUGUGGCUAAUCAUCAAGUCCAUUGGACGCCACAAGGUCAACUUGCCAAAUCACUAUGUCACGCGGCGCGGCUUGCCCGACUAUACGGAGCAGAGUCGGGACGAGUACAUUAACGAUAUGACGGUUAAGGUGCUGGAGCAUAUAGAUAAUUUUAAGCAAAAGUAUUUGAACUGA